GUAAAAACUGAAGUUAUCCGAGUAAAGGCGAUUUGCCCGCGCUGAUAACAAUCAACUUAGGAGCACAAAUCCAGAUUUCUCCAUUUUUAGGAAAAGGACAUCAAACUAUAUCAUGUGCUCAAAGUUACUGUAACCAUGGUUUUGUGAAAUGUGUGAUUCCAGAUGUCGGAAGUUGGAGCACACUAUGACUUCAGUAUUUAUCGGAUCUAACGUCAGUUUUUUAAUCAUUCGAUUUGUCUGAUAAAGAAAGAGAAAAAAAAGAGAAAAAAGUUGAGGGCUUUCUUUUUGGGAGGCUAUGAUCUGAUUAAGCUUUUGUGAGAUUGAGGGCCAUUUGAUAACAAAAAGAAAUGAAACAAAAUUCAUGGGUUUGUACUUUAGCCACUCAGAUUUCCCUCUGGUUUGCUCUUUACCUUGCAUUCAAGGUGGGUCAACCUCAAGAAGCUUUCUUUGAGAAUGGCGGGACUUCUGAAAGCAUUAAAUCCUUUGAUUUCUACUUCAUCAGUGUUGAAGGAGAUUUUAGGCCACAAAAUGAACAGGCCCUUCUUCUCAGACAGAUGGCAAAGGUUGCAGAAUUGUUCAAAGCACAGUUUGUGUUGAGCAUUUGUGAACUUGGACAAGCUGAUCCUCUACGCCUGAACGGAACACGGUAUUUUCGGUCUCUGAAAAUUCCCUGGUACACGACAAAAUCAUCAUUCGAUGCACAAGGAGCAGAUACUUACCUCAAUCGUACAAAGAUUCCAUAUCGAAAGACCUUGGAGAUUGUUUUUGUUAAUCAUGCUCAUCUUUGGAAACUCGACUACAAGCAUUUAUUACAUGAAUUAGGAUUCAUGGUGAUGCGGAACAGGAACGAGAGGAACGAGAGAAAACAGAGCCGCCUCUGAAUUUUCAAUCUCAAUUAAAUUAUCAAUAAAAAACUGCCUAAACGUAUCACUACAGACCCUUAAAUAGCCAA
Messenger RNA from Oldenlandia corymbosa var. corymbosa, 952 nucleotides. The record is from the annotation of a GenBank genome assembly. Lineage: Eukaryota; Viridiplantae; Streptophyta; Magnoliopsida; Gentianales; Rubiaceae.